Caenorhabditis remanei is the source of this 924-nucleotide messenger RNA. RefSeq lists its product as uncharacterized. Gene Ontology annotation, biological process: maturation of 5.8S rRNA; maturation of LSU-rRNA. The record is from RefSeq and is a predicted model, not a curated record. NCBI's taxonomy places the organism in Eukaryota, Metazoa, Nematoda, Chromadorea, Rhabditida, Rhabditidae. Gene Ontology annotation, cellular component: nucleolus; preribosome, large subunit precursor. The transcript is spliced from 5 exons. Bases 1 to 924 code for a protein of 307 amino acids.
AUGGACAGCAGAAUGAUUUGGUUUGGAAAGAACCGAAAAAGAAUUGGGGAAGUCCGGAAGCGACGUGGAUUUCCUGUGAAGAAUAAAAGUAUUAUAACGACGGAUAUCAACGAUAUUUACAAGUCAAUUGAUGAACGAGCUGUAAAGCCACAGAACGAGCACAUCGAGCUACACAGAAAACGUCACGGACGUCGUCUCGAUUAUGAGGAGAGACAGCGCAAAAAGCUGGCUCGUGCCGCCCACGACCGCUCUCAAAUGGCGAAGACGUUGCGUGGACACAAGGCGAAGCUGUACCAUAAGAAGAGAUACUCUGAGAAAGUGGAGAUGCGUAAACUUCUGAAGCAACAUGAGGAAAAAGAGCAAAAGAACACAGUGGAGCAGCCGGAUAAGGGCGCUGUGCCAGCAUAUCUUCUCGACAGACAGCAGCAGACUACAGGAACAGUUCUAUCGAAUAUGAUUAAGCAGAAGAGAAAGCAAAAGGCCGGCAAAUUUAAUGUUCCGAUUCCCCAGGUCCGCGCAGUCAGUGAUGCCGAGGCAUUUAAAGUGGUGAAAACGGGAAAAACGAAUCGAAAAGGAUGGAAGAGAAUGGUCACGAAAGUCACAUUCGUCGGCGAAUCGUUCACAAGAAAACCAGCAAAAUUCGAACGAUUCAUUCGUCCUAUGGGUCUUCGUUUCAAGAAAGCACACGUCACUCAUCCGGAACUGCAGACGACGUUCCAUCUUCCAAUUGUUGGUGUGAAGAAGAAUCCAUCGAGUCAGAUGUACACGUCUUUGGGGGUUAUUACGAAGGGAACUAUAAUUGAAGUCAACGUUUCCGAGUUGGGAAUGGUUACACAAGGCGGAAAGGUUGUCUGGGGAAAAUUCGCCCAAGUGACGAACAAUCCAGAGAACGACGGAUGCAUCAACGCUGUUCUCCUCAUCUAA